AUGGGAAAUAAAUUUGUGACGUUUACCGAAGAUCAAUUGGAAGAUUAUCAGGAUUGUACAUUUUUCACGAGGAAAGAAAUAUUAAGAGUGCACAAAAGGUUUCGGGAAAUAAAUCCGGAUGUCGUGCCUAAAACCAUGACAAAAAACGAACCCGUGACCGUUUUGGUGUCGAUGGAAGAAGUACUCAAAUUGCCAGAGCUUAGAGAAAAUCCUUUCAGGCAAAGAAUCUGUGAAGUUUUUUCAAACGACGGAAAGGGAAAUCUCACGUUCGAAGAUUUUCUAGAUCUUUUGUCCGUUUUUAGUGAACACGCACCGAGAGACAUAAAAGUUUUUUACGCUUUUAAAAUAUACGAUUUCGACGGAGAUCAACACAUCGGACAUAAAGAUUUAGAACUUGCUUUGCGUUUGUUAACGAGAAACGAACUCACACCUGAAGAAAUUUCUCAGGUAUGUGAAAAAGUCAUAGAGGAAUCCGACGUUGACGGAGAUGGUAAACUUUCAUUUAUGGAAUUUGAACACGUGAUAACGAGAGCUCCUGAAUUUUUGAGUACAUUUCAUAUAAGAAUGUAA
Messenger RNA from Pediculus humanus corporis (human body louse), 570 nucleotides. RefSeq lists its product as uncharacterized. The transcript has 4 exons. The coding region runs from base 1 to 570 and encodes 189 amino acids. Lineage: Eukaryota; Metazoa; Arthropoda; Insecta; Psocodea; Pediculidae. Gene Ontology annotation, molecular function: calcium ion binding. The record is from RefSeq and is a predicted model, not a curated record.